This is a messenger RNA of Agrilus planipennis (emerald ash borer), 1761 nucleotides long. RefSeq names its product ras-related protein M-Ras. The record is from RefSeq and is a predicted model, not a curated record. NCBI's taxonomy places the organism in Eukaryota, Metazoa, Arthropoda, Insecta, Coleoptera, Buprestidae. Gene Ontology annotation, cellular component: plasma membrane. Bases 386 to 976 code for a protein of 196 amino acids. The transcript has 5 exons. Gene Ontology annotation, molecular function: GTPase activity; GDP binding; GTP binding. Gene Ontology annotation, biological process: signal transduction.
GUAUUUAAGGCAUCAAUUUUAAAUUUAAGCAAUUUUUACUUUUGAUGCCUUAUUAAGUUUAAACUGAAAGAAACACUCGGUAUAUAGAUAUUGUAAUUGUCGAUCAUAGCGAAAGAUGGGGCGCUAAGUGACGUCCUCUCUUACGUCAGUUAAAUUUUGAAGAGGAUUGUGAACGGAGUGAAUCAAAAAUGGUAAGGGCAGCAGUUUGUUUUUGUUGUCUUUACAAGGAAAGAAUGUGAAUUCUAAAAAUAAGCUAAUGUCAUAAGACAAGUAAAUAAAAUUUUUCGAGCCAUGUUACAGCGACAACUUAGAUAUUAAGACAAACUGGUAAGGGCUAUAAGGCACAAUAGGUAGCAAAGGUAGAAAGUUCAGCACGAGGGGUGCAAUGACGAGGCCACCGAAUGAAAAUCUUCCCACAAUUAAACUCGUUGUAGUUGGAGAUGGAGGUGUUGGGAAAAGUGCCAUUACAAUACAGUUCUUUCAGAAAUUGUUUGUAACUGACUACGACCCAACUAUUGAGGACAGCUAUUUACAACAUGUAGAAGUAGAUGGACAGUGGUGUAUUUUAGAUGUGUUAGAUACUGCUGGUCAGGAAGAAUUCAGUGCUAUGAGAGAGCAAUAUAUGAGAAAGGGAGACGGAUUUCUUUUGGUUUAUUCUGUAACCGAUAAAAACAGUUAUGAGAAUAUUGUACAUUUUCAUACUCAAAUUCUCAGGGUAAAAGACAGGGACACUUACCCUAUGCUUCUGGUGGCCAACAAAGUAGAUUUAGUCCAUUUACGCAAAGUUACUGAAGAACAAGGUCGUGAACUCGCCAACAAACUGGGGAUACCUUACAUUGAAACUAGUGCUAAAGAUCCCCCUCUAAAUAUUGAUGCCUGCUUUCAUGAGGUUGUAAGAAUAAUACGAAAUCAACCACAAAUUGAUGAAAAGAAAAAGCGCAAGAAGCUACAAAAAUUCAAAUGUGUUCUUAUUUAACAAUGUUCAUGUAUGUGAUGUUUUAUUUGUGAUUAGUUGUAGAUAUGGCUGUUAUGUAACACAAAGAAAAUCGGUUUAGUUGGCAGUUUUUUACAAAGCGCAUAUUUAUCUAGUUUUGAAAAUCAAUUUUAUACCAAACUUUAAAACAUUUACAAAACUGUUACUAUUCAUAUAGUUUUUCUAGUUCUGUUGUUUAAGGCUAUGGAUGUUGUUUUUCUUACAGCACACCAUAAAACAAACGAUAGUAACGUAAUAGUAAGGCAAAAUUAUUAAUUUUAACAUUAUUAAUACUAAUUUGUAAUGGAGCACUUAAAUGUGAUUAAAGUCCCUCUUUCUUUCUUAAACUAAUGAAUAACGUUUGAUAUAAUCAUUAUCUAUUUUUUUUAAUUAAAAUAUAACAGAAUGAAUGAAAUUUGAUUUUUGUAACUUCAAUUUUGCAGAAUAAUAUACGGCAGCUUUAAAUGCGUUUGAUAACGGCUCAAUAAUUGCCCACUUAUAUCAAUCAAUUAGUUUUGAAAUAUAUAUUUGUGAUACCUUCAGUUUCAAGACAUUCAUUAAGAAUUAAAGUAAUUUAAGUAAAGUAGAUUUUUGUAUUUAUUCUUAUAUAGCCUUAAUGUUACAUUACAUUUUGAAUUAAUUUUUUUUCUUGACGAGCUGGACAAUAAACAAUGAGUUGCACGACAUACGUUGACAAGAGCAUAUUUGAUAUUUUUAAUUUUAUAUAUUUAAUGUUUUAUAUAUGUGAUGCUUUUUAAAUGUCAAUAAAAGUGUUGAUAUCACUGUUA